UUUUUUCAUUAUUUCUCUGGUCUUUGAGCCUCUAGGGCUUGCGUUCAGUGUGCCGCCGCGAGGGCUAGAAAAUCACUAUGCUGAAAUUCCUGCGUAAUAGCAUGAUGCAGGGGGCCUGGGGUUUUAAGAAAGACACCAGCGCUGAGACUUGUGAUAAAAUCAUGAGAGCUGGCAACCGGGAGGCGAGGUUGGGUUCCCAGUACAAUCGGGCUUGACGCUAACACCGGAGCAGAAGUCAUGGAUGCUGCACCCCUCCCCCUCCCCAGUUAUUGCGGUCUCGUGUUGCACAGGAACUGACCGUGCAAGCACUGGGUCCCACACGGCUACUAGUAAAAGAACAGCAUUAAGGCUGGCGAGCGGAGCGCAGGAACCCACCAGCUGGCAGGUUGGACAAGAGCAGGGAUCCAUCUACGCCAGUGGCCAGCCCCAGCUUUUUCAGAAGCUCCCCCCACCCCACCCCCGAGCAAUUAUAGGGUAACAUUUCCACCUACUCCUUUCAAAGGUCAGCUCAUGGCCUGAAACAUGAGGUGUUAGGGCCCUUCCAUACUGGGGCGGGUGGGGGGGGAUUGUUUUUAACUCAUGGAUGUUUUCAUUACCCCCAGAAGUGUUCAGUCUUUUUGUGGGUCCAGCUGAGCUUGUGGCCUCAGUGGCGUCUUGUGGUAAUGAGUUCUGCAGGGUAACUGGCCCCUGUGUAAACUUUUUCCUUAUAUUGCUUUUAAAUCUGCUGCUUUUCACUGAUUGAGUGGCCUCUUGUGCUCUGAAGGAUACACUGAAAUCACCUACCUGCCUUCUCUCUCCAGUCAUGUUGUAUUCUUUCAUCAUGUCCCUUUUAUAUUUAUCUCCCAACAGCUCCGUCCUUUCCCUCAAAAGCUAGAAAAUGCCAGAAUUAAGCUUUCCCAUGUAACCUUAAUUCUCCCCUCGGUGGGUAUGAAUUGUGGGACAGUCUCUCAUUACAUGAUCAAACUGGCUCUCGACUAGGCUAUUUUCAUUGCCCAGGAGAAGGGAAAUGCAACCAGCAGUGUCCACAGUGAACGGUCUCUGAGAGCUCAUUUUAAUGCUAAUCUUGCGACGCAUUAUCUGUAGACCUGGAUCUUUUGUCUUUUUAAAUAUAUGUGACUUUUAGCUCAAUUGGGACCCAAUAACUCCUGUGCUUGCAGCAGCCCAUACUGACCAAUGUGCUGGCUCAGCACCCUGGAGGGCAGACUUCAGGGCCCGGUCCCAGGGAGAAAGGACCUGUUUUGUCCUUGCAAACGCACAGUUUAAAACAAGCCAGCAGGGAUAGUUCAGUCCCACGCAGGUGCUGCUCCCGUCCUUGGUAACACGCUGUGGCACAUUAUCCGCCAUGCACACGGCUAAGCGUGUGAGCCCAGGGCUUUCUGAGCACUAACCGGCGGGAAGAGACCUCUGCACAGUGCUGGUCCCAGCUGACCUUGCAUGCUCAGAUCUUCCCUUUGCCAGGACACCGGCAACCAGAAGCAGCUGCAGCACACCAGCUGCUCCCAGCCCAUGUCAGAAGCAAUAACAGCACCCAGCAAAGAGCCUCCCAGAUUCAUUCAGCCCUCGCUGCCCCCAGGUUCCCGACAGGCUUGGAACGAGAGUUGGGAUGUUGGAGGUCAGGGGAGAAGGAGCAAACAGUUGUAACGUCAGGGAUUUGCUGUUUAAAGAAACAGACGCGAAAGCCCCUGCUUUGUCCCACGUUCCCUAGUGCUGGCAAUGUCCUUGCAAUAAGGAGCUUAGAGCUGGCUGAGCUCAGCCAGUUCCAAGGUUGCAGGAGCUUUUCUUCUGCAGCAGGGGCGGGGGGGCUGGCAAGUGGGUCACUGAGCCAUGGAACGGAGCCCUGGCCCGCCCUGGGCUGGGAGAAGCCGGGACCUGGAGCCAGUGGACUGCACCAGCUGCUGACACCCCACCGCAGCCAUGAGCCUGGAGCCCCCCAAGCUGGAGAUCAAGUCAGCCACCAGGGUGACUGGAGGGCCAGCCACCCCCAGGAAAGGGCCCCCCAAAUUCAAGCAGAGGCAAACCAGACAGUUCAAGAGCAAGCCACCCAAGAAGGGGACCCAAGGGUUCGGUGAUGACAUCCCUGGCAUGGAGGGGCUGGGAACAGACAUCACCGUGAUUUGCCCCUGGGAAGCUUUCAGUCACCUGGAACUCCACGAGCUGGCGCAGUACGGCAUCAUCUAGCCGGCCCCUGAGCGUGUCUCUCAUGGCAGCCCACAGAGUGUCACUAUUUAUACAGAGGGGGCUGCAGCCGCUUUCGCUGCUAGUGACCAGACCAGCCUCAACAAGCUCUUUCAAAUAAACACGCUCAGUCGAAUCUGCUCUGAGUCUGACCUGGCUUUCUGAGCCAGCCUAUUCCACCCUUGACGCUCCCAUGCAGCCUGGACGGGUUGCUUAACACAGGAUUUCCCCAAGACACGCUGUGUACCACCAGUCGCAUUCACCUCUCAGCCUGCCCAGCCCGCUGGAGCCAGGCCGGUGGGAUUUGGCAUUUAACGUGUGCUAAUUGUUUGAAAGCCCUGGAAUUUUCACUAGGGCUGCAGACUUAGCAAACGGGAGGUGCAGUGUGAGGUGUAGAAUGAUCCUCCCUCUGUUGUGUAUUAGCGGCCUGUUCUUCACAGCUGCCUAGGGCUGGGGCAGGUUCUCUCUCUGCAGGAGCCAGGGUAGCUUUACAUUACCAUAAGCUGCAGAGGGUGGAUUAUAUGGGCUAAUUACCAGCACUUGCCAAAACCCAGGCAUCACACCCCCCACCAAGCCUCCCCAUUGUUCAGUGAAAAUGCUUUUAGAUGGACAUCCCCCCUCCCCAAGGCCAGGCAGCUCUCCUCCUUAAAACUUCCCCUGCCCCUUGUCUCAAAACAGGCAGCCCCGGGGAAAUGCAGCCCCCUAUGGGGAGGAGCCGAGAACUCCCUGCUUGCAGGGGGUGGGCUCCACAGAGGUAGCAUAAAGCCUGGCUGCUUGGGUGAAAGGAGGGGGUCAAGGUUCAAGGCAUUUUGUGGUGGCACAGAAGUCUCUUGAUCUGAGCGAAGCUGCUUGUGUAAGCGGCUCUGGAAGCUGGGAGCCCGGCCUCCUUUGCCCAUGGAUAAUUGACACAGCUGUGCCCAGAGGCGAGGCAGAGGGAGCAGCUGGGGCAGUUUCCCACUCAGCACAAAGCCCUAUUUGAGCAUGUCACAUCCUCCGAGGACCAGCAAACAUUAGUCACCUGGAGAUUCCCCUUGGGGGCGGGAGGGCAGAGAAUGCUGCAGCCAGGAGCCUCUGA
Messenger RNA from Mauremys mutica (yellowpond turtle), 3250 nucleotides. It is a transcript of the gene PDE6G, whose product is annotated as phosphodiesterase 6G. The record is from RefSeq and is a predicted model, not a curated record. NCBI's taxonomy places the organism in Eukaryota, Metazoa, Chordata, Testudines, Geoemydidae. Gene Ontology annotation, molecular function: cGMP binding; 3',5'-cyclic-nucleotide phosphodiesterase activity. Gene Ontology annotation, biological process: visual perception; positive regulation of epidermal growth factor receptor signaling pathway; positive regulation of G protein-coupled receptor signaling pathway. Bases 1915 to 2178 code for a protein of 87 amino acids. Gene Ontology annotation, cellular component: mitochondrion; photoreceptor outer segment membrane. The transcript has 4 exons.